AUGAGUAGACUUAAGUUUGUACUAUUUGCGCAUCGAUUAUUAUCUCCCAUGUACAUUGUUGAUCGUACCCUUCAAAUUCCAGCUCAUUUAUUUGUAAAUAAGAUUAAUGUUUUCUCGACACAAAUAAAACGAUUUGCCGGUCAUGCUCACUGGCAAAAUGUGAAACAUAUCAAAGAAGCUGGUGAUCGUGAAAAAGCUCAAACUGCACUAUAUUACAUUAAGGCUGCACAGAAAGCAGUUAGAGAAGUUGAAUUAAGUUCUAGUGAAGAUCAGAAUUAUCAUUUUCAUUGUGAAGUACAUGAAAUUGAAAAUUUACGUCAAUCCCUUGAAACUAUACAUCAUAUUCCAGUUAUUAAUACACAAGAUAUAUAUUGUCCUAAAAUAUUUGUUCCUAUUCAUCAUGAUGUACGUCAAACAUUAGAUGAAAUGUAUGAUAAAAUAAAAACUUCACUUGAAUAUGUUGAUAGAAUAUUUGAUAAUGUAAUUAUUAAUAAAUAAAUCAAUAUUUAUGUAUCUAUGUGAAGAAAAAAAAAUCAAUCGAACUCUAUAAAUGAACAUUGUUUAUACGAAAAAAAGAAAAGAGAGAGAGGGAGAGGAAGAAUACUUUAUUAUAUAACAUUUUUU
This is a messenger RNA of Schistosoma mattheei, 624 nucleotides long. The record is from the annotation of a GenBank genome assembly. Lineage: Eukaryota; Metazoa; Platyhelminthes; Trematoda; Strigeidida; Schistosomatidae.